This is a messenger RNA of Polyodon spathula (Mississippi paddlefish), 2269 nucleotides long. Its product is annotated as gonadotropin-releasing hormone II receptor-like. NCBI's taxonomy places the organism in Eukaryota, Metazoa, Chordata, Actinopteri, Acipenseriformes, Polyodontidae. Bases 71 to 958 code for a protein of 295 amino acids. Gene Ontology annotation, cellular component: membrane. Gene Ontology annotation, molecular function: peptide binding; gonadotropin-releasing hormone receptor activity. Gene Ontology annotation, biological process: G protein-coupled receptor signaling pathway. The record is from RefSeq and is a predicted model, not a curated record. The transcript is spliced from 4 exons.
GGGGGAGAGAACGUACAGCUCUGUCCAAACAUCCUACCCUAGCUUCACAGAGUGGAGUGAAAGCUGCUGAAUGAUUGAUCUCCGCCCCUCUUCCCAGGUGCAGUGGUACGCGGGCGAUCUCUCCUGUCGCCUCCUCAUGUUUCUCAAGCUCGUUGCCAUGUACUCCUCUGCCUUUGUUACCGUGGUGAUCUCAGUCGACCGUCAGGCCGCCAUCUUGAACCCGCUGGCCAUUGGAGACGCCAAGAAGAGGAACAAGCUUCUGCUGAGCGGGGCCUGGGCUCUGAGCGUCACCCUGGCACUGCCACAGCUCUUCCUGUUCCACACGGUGAGUCGCUCCCGGCCCGUCCCCUUCGUGCAGUGCUCCACGCUGGGGAGUUUCCGACAGCACUGGCAGGAGACGCUGUACAACAUGCUCACCUUCGCCUGCCUCUUCCUGCUGCCACUGUUCACCAUGGUGCUGUGCUACUCACGCAUCCUGCACGAGAUCUCCGGGAGGAAGAUGAGGAGGAGGGGGGGCAGCGUCUCCUCAAGGGAAGUUCAGCUGCGGCAAACCAGUGACAACAUCCCCAGAGCCCGCCUGCGCACCUUGAAGCUGUCCCUGGUGCUGGUGCUCUCCUUCAUCCUGUGCUGGACCCCUUACUACCUGCAGGGGCUGUGGUACUGGUUCUGCCCAGAGAUGCUGACCCGUGAGCAGGUACCGCCCUCGCUGUCGCACAUCCUCUUCCUGUUCGGACUCCUCAACUCCUCUCUGAACCCUCUGUUCUACGGGCUCUUCACCCUCCACCUCCACAGGGAGGUCCGCCAAGCCAGACCUGAGCCCGACACCCCCUCGCUGGGGACUGGCUCCUUUCGAUCCUCCCCCCUCCACCGACAGAGAGGGGCCAGGGACCGGCCAGAGACCCCCAGCUCCCCCUGCAGCAGCCUGUGCAAAGGGAGGGUGGAGGAGAGCCUGGUGUGAAGCUGUUUGAAAUGCAGGCUUAGCUGGCAGUGCUGCAGCUAAGAUGGGAACCCCUUGGGCAGCCUGGUCCACUGUCCCAGUGCUGGUCUGAUCUCCAAGGAUGCUGGUUGGUGCCCCAUGGGACGGGCCGGCCAAUAACAGAAAGGGAGACGUCUACAAGUGCAUUGUGGGAGAGGAGAGGCACUCGAACUGCAGCGAGGUGAACCUGGGUGAGCCGCGCUGGACCGGAUCAGUGCCCCCUGCUGGAAUUCUGCACAAUGCACAGGGAAACAGGGAACAUUUACGAGAAUGAAAUCAAUACCCUUAGAAAAGUUUACCGCUGUAUUUUUAGUUUUCCCAUGCUCCAAGGACGGGAAUAAGACUCCCAUUGCACAGCAGUGUCGCCCUAAGGGUAAGAGCAGACGACAAGAAAUAACGUGAUAAAAUAUCAACGGCAAACAAGAGAGACCAAGCUUUCAAACAGGACGAAAACGCUUCAUCAUCAAAACUGUCAAACAAAAUCUAAACCUAAAAAUCAAAAAAAAAAACAUGAAAAGUUUUUCCCUUGUGUAACGCUGCCACCUGCUGGUGAGAAAGUGUCAAAGCAUCCACAUAGAAUUCAAGCCGGGACUCGUAUUGCUCCCCGAUCUGUAAUAUUAAAGCCUUAAAAGGUUCAAUAUCCUUCAGCCAGGGUUAAACACAGAGACAUUUCUCACAGAUUAUUUUUGACCAGGAGUUGAUUCGUGCCAGAUAGCGCUGAGAGACCGAUUCUUAAACACAGGUAUAUUUACCAUUAAUAAUAAUAAUAAUAAUAAUAAUAAUAAUAAUAAUAAUAAUAAUAAUAAUUAUUAUUAUUAUUAUUGCAACACCACUAAUUAUAUAUAAGAAAGGGGGGGAAAAAAACGCAUAACGUAGCAGAUUUGAACGGACGCUUCCCUUCUCUCUUGCUUUACCGCGUAUCCGAUAAUAACACUACACCGGCAUCCCUUUAUCCCACAGCCUGACAGAUGAACCGUAUGGUUAAAACGACAUGGGGGUGUUUUUUUUUUGUUGUUAUUGAAAAAAUAACUUCCCCCUCCGCUUGUCCCUCUCGUUGAACAGUCGCCUCUGCAAGCAGGUGGGAUAAUACCAGGACCAGAGGAACAGAGUAGUGCAGAUCGGCUCUCUUCUGCGCACAACGCGCGGUGCGCUGGAUCGUAAAAAAACUGUUCUGUAGAAAAACGCUUAAUGCAAGAGUCGCUUUCCCUUGAUAUUAAACGGGUUUGAUGACAAUUAUUUAAUGCAUUUAUUUAUAGUAUAUAUGUGUGUGUGUGUGUUGAAGCAGCGAUGCUG